Ichthyophthirius multifiliis is the source of this 3015-nucleotide messenger RNA. RefSeq names its product nonsense-mediated mRNA decay protein, putative. Gene Ontology annotation, cellular component: cytosol; nuclear envelope. The record is from RefSeq and is a predicted model, not a curated record. Gene Ontology annotation, biological process: protein import into nucleus. The transcript has 4 exons. NCBI's taxonomy places the organism in Eukaryota, Ciliophora, Oligohymenophorea, Hymenostomatida. Gene Ontology annotation, molecular function: small GTPase binding.
AUGAACAUAGACACAACCAUACUAAACGCCAUAAAAUUAUGCGUAAACCCCCAAAAUCAACAAGAAAUCGACCAAGGCCAAUCCAUAUUAGAAUAAGCAGUCAAAGAGCCCCAAUAUCUCCAAAAACUAAUGAUGAUUGGGGACAACAAUCAACUAGAAAUUGAUCAUCGUCAAUUUGCCAUUGCCAACAUAAAAACCACCAUAAACAAAUACUGGAAAAGGCCUAAAACCUCCGAACAAAAGGCUCCUCUUUAAUUUUUUUUUUCCGAAGAAGAUAAAAAUAUAGUCCGCGAAAACCUCCUUGACGCACAAAUACGAUCAUCACAAAACCCUAAAUUAAUUAAAAUAUACACUAAAAUAAUCUACGAUGUUUGCAAGUAUGACUAUCCCGAACACUGGCCUUCAUUAGUUGACUAGACCCUCACUAAAUUAUCCAUAAGUACAACCGAAAAUGAUAUUUACGGCUGUCUAAUGACUCUAUAGUAAGUUUUCAACACUCUCCAAUUCGAAACAAGUGAAAAAAGGAAAAUUUUAGAUAUUAUAAUACCCCAAGUAUUCUUUAUUUACCAAGUUUUAAUAGCCAAAUUAAUGCAAGUCUACUCCCCGGAGAAUGCAUAUCUCCUAAAACCUAUUCUUAAAUCCUUUUAUAUGUGUAUAAGUUUAGACCUUCCCACUUGUAUAUACUAACCUUUCGAAUUAUUAGGCUAAUGGUUGAAUUUUUUUAAGCUUCUAAUAGAUUCCGAAGUGCCUUAAAACCUCCAAGAAUACACUAAAGAUGAUGAAAUAAUCCAAUAAAGGGACAAACAUCCUCUUUGGAAAAACAAAAAAUGGGCCAGCCGUAUAAUAGUCAAAAUCGAACUAAGAUAUGCGAUUAAUAAUAUUCUCAUAGAAAAAGAAAUAUAAGCCUUAGUAAUAUAUUUAAAAGACAACUUUUUGCCUAUAUUUCUCGAUUCAUUCCUAAACUAUCUCUUUAUUUCCCAAAAAUAAUUCGUAGGAACUUCAUGUCUCCAUUUUGCAAUGAAAUACAUCAUUAAAUGUACCAAAAAUGAGCUUCUUUUUGCUAAAAUAAGGCCUCAUAUAUCCAAUAUAAUAUACAACAGUAUAUUUCCUUUACUUCUCCUUUCUUAAAAGGACAUUUCUCUUUUCCAAAAUGACCCCCAUGAAUUUAUUAGAUAAGAGGACGAUUUUCUUGGUUGCACUACUUUUCGCAAUAAUAAAGUCGUAGCUGCUGAUUUCUUGAUAUCUUUGUUAUAAAAUGAAUUCUUAGAUUAUAGAACUUUCGAGGAAUUCUUCCUUUAUUGUACAUAAUAUAUCGAAACAGGAUAAAACCCAAAAAACACAUCGUAAAACAUAACUUUAGAAGUAAAAGAUGGAAUUUAUUUCGCUUUAAUAUACUUAAAUGAGGUUGUUCUUACCAAGCCAAAUACGAAAAAUUAAAUUGAAGCAUUCUUUUAGAAAAAUAUUAUACCAGAAUUACUAAACGUAAAUACUCAUGGAAUUAUAAAAGCAAGAUGUUGCUAAAUAUUAGGAAAAUACGGAAAUAUAGAAUAUAAAAAUAACUAAAAUAUCAUUAAUGCAGUCAUGGGAAUCACUCAAAGUAUGAAAGACUCAAAUUUAUAAGUACUAUAAAUAUACCUUAAAGUAAUCGAAGAAAUAGACAGUGAAGAUCUUGUAUCUUCAUUAGAGGGUAUAGUAGAAUAAUACCAAGAUUCAAUAGGUCCUUUUGCAUAUGAUCUUUGCAAUAAUCUAUUAAUCCUGCCUAUUAUUAAUAGUUGUCUUUCUGAUGAUUAUUGUGAUUUUUUAGAUGAAGCAUUAAAUUUAUUAUAGUUAUUAUCUUUUAAAAAUAAUGUUAUUUCUUAAAAUUCUUAAUUGUGGUUUUAUUAUCCUAUUUUAAUUUAUAUGUUAAUCGGUAAAGAUAAUGUAGAUCUUAAACAAUUUGAAGGCAAAAUUUCUUAAGCAUAAUUGAAUUUACUUUAAAAUUCUAUAUCUGGAUGGGGUGAAGAAUACUUAUGUGAUAUUCUAAGUAUUUUAAAGAAUUUCAUAUAAAAAGGAGGUGAAUAUUUUCUUUCUGCCGUUGAUUUUUUCAAUACAAGCUUUAUAGAUUUAAUGUUUGAGUUAAUAAAAUAAAUAUAUAUAAAAUUAACUGAAAAUGAAGAUGAAUAAAACGACGAAGAUAUACUUGAUGAAACAAAGAAUAUAGUUUCUUUAUUAUAUUGUCUUGUAGAAAACCAUGUAGCUGAUUAAAAAAUAUCUGGAAAUAUAUUCAAAUAAAUAAUAUAAGUAACUAUAUAAAAUUUAAAUAUAAAUAAACUACCUAUUGAAAUACAAGUAGCAAAUCUAGACACAUUAUCAUUAUGCUUUUUUUAUAAUGUAUAAGAAACAAUAAUAGUAUUAAAUACAUUUGGAAAUAAUAUAAUAAAUCAAUUAUUUUAAAAAAUCUUUUCUUUAUUAAAAUAUUUCAAAACAGAAUUUAAUAAAUAAAGAUUAUUGCUUGCUUUUUCUUCUAUACUUGGACAUUGUUAAGAUUUACCUGAAUUGAAUUCUUUAGGAGAUAUAUUGAUUAAAGAAUGUGUAAAUUUAAGUACUAAAAUAAUAGAAAUUAGAUAUGAAAAUGAGUUUGAAAGUGAUGAUGAAGAUGAAGAUAAAAUUAAUAAUAAUAAUAAUAAUAAUAAUAAUAAUAAUAAUAAUAAUAAUAAUAAUACGAAUUUAUUAAAAUAAAAAUAAAAUAGAAAUGAAAUAAAUGUAAAUGAAUAGGAUAGUUAAGAAGAAGAAAACGAUGAUAUAGAUUUUGAUUUUUAAGAUAGAUAUUAAUAUAAUGAAAAUUAUAAUUGUCCUUUAGAUUAAUUUGAUGAAAUUUUAUAUUUAGAAUAAUAAAUGAUUAAAAUUUCUAAAUAAAAUCCUUAAUUUUAUGCUUAUUUAUCAAAUGCCCUAAACGAAUAAGAAAAAAUACAAUUAUAAUAAAAUAUUUAAUAAGCUAAAAUAGAUUAAGAAGAGUUCAAUAAAUGCAAAUCAUGA